AUCUGCACUCAAACUCGCUGAGGAGUGGAUACUGGAGCCGUCGAUCACCCGGUGUCACUGCAGCAGGCUGCCGGGGUGUAACAUUAAACUGGGGAAUUAGAACGAGAGUCAGCUCGAAGCGGGCGCAGGCAGGCGGGAUACAAGGGGGCCGGGCUGUUAUCUCAUUAGCCAGCGGUUGCUUUUCCAACGAUGUGGCCACAAGCAACAGGCUGGUGAUCGCACGUAUCUCUUCCAGAUGAUGGGGGUUUAUUUGUCCAUUCCAGUGCACUUUCUGUAGGAGUUGGCUGGUUUACAAUGUAUGUGACCGACAAGGCAUGGAAUGUAGCCUGAGCUGGUAUCAUUCAGAUCUCACUUCCCCGGCCGCGCUCCGCAAGAAACUGUUGCUGCUUUUCACCAUGUUACUCCUCUGGCUCUACAUCCUGUACUCUUGCGCCGGCCUCUGCCUCUCUCUGCCCAGCCUGGUCUACGACUACGAGGCGGGCCGACAGAAGUCAGCCACAGCCUCUGGCGCCGGGGUCUCGGAGCUGAGGUCCAAACUGCUGCUGCUUCGCUCGCAGGCGGCAGGUGAGGAGACAACGCCGGCCACCAGAGACUUACUGCAGGACUAUGCGGCGGCUUCACAGACCGACAUCCCCACGGCCGCCAGCGGACACUCGCCGAGGCCCUUUGAUCUCAACCUGGGCGGCUUCGGAGCGAAGAAACUCCCGCAGGCCAUCAUCAUCGGGGUGAAGAAAGGGGGCACUCGGGCUCUGCUGGAGUUUCUCCGGGUUCACCCCGACAUCAGGGCCGUUGGGGCAGAACCGCACUUCUUCGACCGACACUAUGACAAGGGGAUGGAGUGGUACAAGGACUUGAUGCCUCGGACACUGGAAGGUCAAAUCACCAUGGAGAAGACUCCUAGUUACUUUGUCACUAUGGAAGCAGCUGCUCGAAUCUAUGCAAUGUCCAAGGAUGCCAAACUAAUCGUGGUGGUUCGGGAUCCUGUCACCCGAGCUAUCUCUGACUACACACAGACUCUCUCUAAAAAGCCCGAUAUCCCCAGCUUUGAGAGCUUGACUUUCAAAAACCGGACUACAGGCUUGAUCGACACGUCAUGGAGUGCUAUUCAAAUUGGCAUCUAUGCCAAGCACCUGGAGAAUUGGCUGCAAUACUUCCCCAUGCGCCAGAUCCUGUUUGUGAGCGGAGAGAGGUUGAUCAGUGACCCAGCGGGAGAACUGAGCAGGGUGCAAGACUUUUUAGCUCUGAAGAGGAUCAUCACAGACAAACAUUUCUACUUUAACCAGACCAAGGGCUUUCCUUGCCUGAAGAAGCCCGAGGGCAGCAGCAAACCCCAUUGCCUGGGCAAGACAAAAGGCAGAACCCAUCCCAACAUAGACCCGGAAAUAGUUCAGAGGCUGAGAGACUUCUACAGGCCUUUCAACAUGAAAUUUUACCAAAUGACAGGACAGAACUUUGGCUGGGAUUAAGGUCAAUUUGAUAACAGAGACAUGAAUUUAUUGCUAUAUAUAUAUAUACAUACAUAUAUAUAUAUAUAUAUGUGUAACUUGUACAGAAAUCUAUUUUAUAAUAAUUUAUUUUUAAUUCUUAAGCAAUUAAUUCACUAAGCUGCCUAACCACAUUGUACACUGUAUAUAGAUCAUAUCUUCUAACAUUCCACAAUUGUAUUUGCAUUGCUCAUUGAUGGUGCUGUCUUUCAUUGAUUACGUUUUAAUAUCUAAAAGCACAUUUUUUUUGUUACGGGUAUUCAGUGUUCAUAAGAUCUAACGGUUGGACAUUUGAUUCCUAGCUGAUAAACAUUGGGAGCAUGUAGACAGUUCAUCAUGAAAGCAAUGACUGGUCAGUUGGUCAAACUCAGUGCAGAAUUCAGUCUACAGUGGGAAACCAAAGCCACAGGGCCCCUGAGAGUGAAAUCUCUAAUAAUGUCAUUCAGACCUAUUUCUCCAUUUUAUGGACAAAAUGCCAUCUGUUUCUUUAACUUAUUUUUUUUAAAGUGAGCUGCUUAUCAGAUAUCUAUUAUUUAGUCUACAUCCAUGCUGAUCUAUUAAGAUUAGCUAGAAAAUGUGCAAAUAAACUAAAUACAAUUUUUCCUAUUUUUUUAAAAUUUGGAUUCUCAUUUUGCAUGUUAACUGAUUUUUAACUCAUAGAUUCUGAUCUUUUUGUUUUUAAAGUCACUCUUGCUUUUAAAUAUAGAAACUCCUCAAAUAUCACCAUUCAGUGACGAAAACUGUUCCUCUACAAAAUGGAAACUCUCUUUAAAAUGUUGCAUUCACUGAGCCUGCAAUAAGGUGCUCUACACAACUGUUUUGCAAUAGAUAUCAAUUUCACAUCUGCUCUGUUCACCCAAUUCAUAAUAUAACGGUAUAAGAAAGAAUUGCAGAUGCUGGUUUAAUCGAAGGUAGACACAAAAUGCUGGGGUGACUCAAUGGGUGAGGCAGCUUCUCUGGAGAGAAGGAAUGGGCGACAUUUUGGGUCGUGAACCUUCUUCGGACUAAUCUGUCUGAAAAACGGUCUUGACUCGAAACGUCACCCAUUCCUUCUCUCCAGAGAUGCUGCCUUACCCGCUGAGUUGCUACUCCAGCAUAUUGUGUCUACCUUCAUAACAUAACAGUGUAUCCAAUCUAUUGUCUUCCGCAAGGUAAAUUUAUACCUUGACAUGGUGGUUAGCUAUAAAUUUGUAAUAAUAAAUAUGUGGCUGAGUUUUAUUCAGCUUGCAUUCAAAAGUACGUAUAUUAGCAAAUGGUUUCUGAUAAUAUUGUACUUUAGAAUAGUUAAAGUGUAAAAAAAAUAUGUAAAUCAAGUAUUUUGUGGUAUGUACAACAGAAAAUUAAUUUUACACAGAUAAAAAUGUUUCUUUCUAGGAAUUUGGGAAAAAAGCAUCCUGUUUCUUGUUAUGAAGAAACAAAUAAAAUAUAUUUUACCAAA
Amblyraja radiata (thorny skate) is the source of this 2922-nucleotide messenger RNA. Its product is annotated as heparan sulfate glucosamine 3-O-sulfotransferase 3B1-like. The coding region runs from base 315 to 1466 and encodes 383 amino acids. The record is from RefSeq and is a predicted model, not a curated record. Lineage: Eukaryota; Metazoa; Chordata; Chondrichthyes; Rajiformes; Rajidae. Gene Ontology annotation, molecular function: [heparan sulfate]-glucosamine 3-sulfotransferase activity. The transcript has 2 exons.